Messenger RNA from Exophiala oligosperma, 1506 nucleotides. RefSeq lists its product as uncharacterized. Bases 1 to 1506 code for a protein of 501 amino acids. The transcript is spliced from 7 exons. The record is from RefSeq and is a predicted model, not a curated record. Lineage: Eukaryota; Fungi; Ascomycota; Eurotiomycetes; Chaetothyriales; Herpotrichiellaceae.
AUGGCGUGUCAAGGGGAUGUGAAACUUGCAAGCAGAGGCGCAAAAAGUGCGACGAGGCUCGACCCAUGUGUGAAAGCCAAGCGCACAUGCGGCGGAUACAAGGAUGAAUCCGACAUUAUAUUCCGGCAUCAUCGCCACGAUUUAUAUCGCGACCACUCAGACACUCGCGAAGCACACGAGAUUGAGUCCGAGCAUUCAAGGCGAAAGAAUCCGUUGUCCAAGGUCGCGCACUACACGAGCGCAGACUGGCACGAUGCUGCUCUAGAGCGGGAAGCCCGGGAAUUGUUUCUCAACGACUACUCUGUGAUAUCUUCUGAUCGAUCACUAUCACGAGGCUACCUUGAUGGCCUCCGACAACUACUCGUAUAUACCGGAUCUUCGUCAGAAGUAUCGAGAGCCGUGACCAUUGUGUCUUUGGCCAGCUAUGGAAACAAGCAUCAUCGCCCAGAGAUAUGCGCGGAAGCAAAAUUUCUCUACUUUCAACUAUUACAAUCCUUUCAGAAAACCAUCUCGAACGUUGCGACUUUCAACAUCGUAGAGUCGCUGGUGACCGCUGUCCUGCUUGGACUUUAUGAGAUCAUUUCCACCACCGAGGCAUAUUCAAGUGCUCACAGCGCUCACUCUAAAGGCGUCUCGGCCAUUCUGGGAUCGGAGCAUUCGCCUUUCAGUAUCUUCGAGGGUGCAAAGUUGUUUCAAAUGUCGAAUCCUCUCCGGAUAGGCGCAGAUCGACUAGUGCCGUCACCCAAUUCUGGAAUUCUUUGCGCUCCGCUAUCAGCCCAUCCUGUACAGACUCUGGACUCGAUCAUGCUGAGGACCAGGCCUCUCAGUGACAAGAUGACACAGCUGCUGCAAUCACCAGGGGAUAUCGGUGCCGAGGAAUUGCAAACUUUGAGGGACGAAAUGAUGCUCCUCGCAUAUGAAUAUGCCCAAUGGCCCGAGAACCAGCCGCCAGAGUGGUUGCCGAAGACAAUAGGAACCAUCACCCCAACCCAAGCCAGGUCGGCCGGUCCGAUCUAUUGGCCGGGAAAGAUGGAAAGUUAUUUUGACCUAUACGUCGCCGGCGUGUGGAGUUCUUAUCGCAAGUCUCGCCUCUUGUACCUCGACAGACUCAUAAGGUGUGAACUUCAGUUCCCGGAGUCCGAAAGGAAGUUACCCCUUGGGAGGUUAUACUCUGAAGUGCAAGACCUUGCAUCUGACCUUGCAUCGUCAGUCCAUUUCAUAUUGACUGGCUCUGUCGAUAUGCCUCCACUAAAUCCUCCAGGCAUCAUCCCAGGUAAAGCUGUGGGUGGCCUUCUACUUCUUCACCCGCUGUGUGUCACUUCGACGUUAUCAGUCGUAUCUCCUGAAAUGCAGACGCACUUUCGGAAUUGUCUGGCUUGGAUUGGGCAGAACAUGGGUAUCGGUCAAGCGACUUUACUCGCCAAGCAUCCUACCGGCUUGCCUUAUGACUUUAUAAAGGACGGCCAUGUUCUCGUUUGGGCAGGGAUGCUCAUUAGCCAAGUUUGA